Molecule: messenger RNA, 873 nt
Organism: Penicillium vulpinum
Lineage: Eukaryota; Fungi; Ascomycota; Eurotiomycetes; Eurotiales; Aspergillaceae
Exons: 1
Coding region: 1-873 (290 amino acids)
Source: RefSeq, a predicted model, not a curated record
AUGAAGCUCACUUGGGCGACAGCGCUCCUUCUACUCUCUACCAGGGUCACAUCCCUGACUAUCCCUCAAACCGAGUCUACCUAUCUCAUUGAACGAGAUGUAGACUCUUUGGACUCCCUGGAGUAUACCGAGGAUACCAAAGAUAUUAUGACUCUCGAGAAACGGCGUGGUGGUGGUGGAGGCCGGGGUGGUGGCAGUUCAUCCAGUAGCGGAGGAAGCAGUGGAGGCCGCACCGGUUCCUCUGGUUCUUCUGGUUCUUCUGGUUCCUCUGGUUCCUCUGGUUCUUCGGGCUCAAGUGGAAGCAGUCGCAGUGGUUCGGGAAGCAAUGUUGGUGGUACAACCAGUGCCGGUUCUGGCACUCGAGCAACCUAUGGUGGAGGCAACUACUAUGCCGGCGGCGCGCGUACUCCCUACAAGGCUGGCUCCCGGUCCGUUGGAGGCAUCGCCCCAUAUGUACUCGGCGGAGCUGCACUAGGCGUCUUCCCAGGUCUUUGGCUGUACAGCGCCUACGCCUACCCCUACAGUCACCACUACAACUACUACAAUGAGAAUGCCCACAAGAACGAGUCGCUUCCCAUUGUCUGUGUGUGCCAGGAGUACUCGGAGUGUGGCUGCGACAACAACAAUAACAGCACCUACUACGAGUCUCUCUUCAACGGCACCGUGCCCAAGAACUCCAGUAUUGUGCGCGUGGCUGAUGUGAACGGCACUAAGACCAUCUACAUCAAUGGCACCUUGCCCAACGGUACCACUGCCGCUGACGGAAACUCGACUAAUACUUCCUCGGCGUCCGGGCCUAUUGCAAUAGUCCUGCAUGCCAGCGGGUACUGGGUGACUCUUGCUGUGGUAGUGGCCGCCGUCUGGGGAUUCUAA